Messenger RNA from Saccharomyces eubayanus, 2256 nucleotides. RefSeq names its product Stb5p (gene STB5). Gene Ontology annotation, biological process: DNA-templated transcription; positive regulation of transcription by RNA polymerase II. The transcript has a single exon. Bases 1 to 2256 code for a protein of 751 amino acids. Gene Ontology annotation, molecular function: zinc ion binding; sequence-specific DNA binding; DNA-binding transcription factor activity, RNA polymerase II-specific. Lineage: Eukaryota; Fungi; Ascomycota; Saccharomycetes; Saccharomycetales; Saccharomycetaceae. The record is from RefSeq and is a predicted model, not a curated record.
AUGAAUGAUGCUACUUUUGCGCAGCAAUCUGGAAGGUCACAACGAACAACUGAACUCUACUCGUGCGCACGUUGCAGAAAAUUAAAGAAGAAAUGUGGUAAACAGGUACCGACGUGUGGGAAUUGCGAUAAGAAUGGAGCACAUUGUUUGUAUCCAGGUAGAGCUCCAAGGCGUACCAAAAAGGAGUUAGCGGACGCAAUGCUCCGAGGAGAAUAUGUCCCUGUGAAAAGAAACAAGAAGACAGGAAAAAGUCCUCUGAGCAACAAUAGUAUGAGCUCGUCCAGUUCAGCAUCAACCAAUGGCGCUAUCACGCCCGGGUUUUCACCUUAUGAAAACGAUGACUCCCACAAGAUGAAACAGUUGAAACCGACGGAUCCGAUAAACCUUGUCAUGGGGGCCAGUCCAAAUUCCAGUGAAGGCGUCUCAUCGCUAAUUUCGGUACUUACAUCAUUGAAUGAUAGCUCCAACGCGCCCUCCCAUCUUUCUUCCAAUGAAAACUCCAUGAUUCCUGCGCGGUCAUUGCCUGCUUCAGUACAGCAAACUUCGACAGCUUCAUCCUUUGGGUCAUAUAGUACGCCUUCUCCGCUAAUAUGUGGUCCGGCGCCCGUGAAUGCCCAAUCUGUACCAUUACAACACAACAACAACAACAACAACAACAACAACAAUAGUAUUAGUAACAAUAAUAAUAAUAAUAAUAAUAACAACAACAACAACAAUAAUAAUAAUAAUAAUAGUACACCACACCUGAACCUGAACACAUACGCAAACAACUCUGCUUCAAAUGGCAGAUACGAUUCUGUACCUGUCGAUGCAUCCUCGAUUGAAUUUGAAACUUUAUCUUGUUGCUUUAAAGGUGGUAGAACAACAUCAUGGGUCAAAGAAGAUGGGUCUUUCAGGUCAAUAGAAAGAUCUUUACUGGACAGGUUCAUCGCUGCAUAUUUCAAACACAAUCAUCGUUUAUUUCCCAUGAUUGAUAAAAUAGCAUUUUUAAAUGACGCUUCUACAAUCACAGAUUUUGAAACGUUAUGUGACAACAAGGACUACCCUGACAGCUUUGUUUUCAAAGUUUACAUGAUAAUGGCGAUUGGCUGUACGACUUUACAACGUGCUGGUAUGGUUUCUCAGGAUGAAGAGUGUUUGAGUGAGCACUUGGCUUUUUUGGCCAUGAAGAAAUUCCGCAGCAUCAUUAUAUUGCAAGACAUUGAAACAGUACGAUGCCUGUUAUUAUUGGGUAUUUAUUCAUUCUUCGAGCCAAAAGGCUCUUCAUCGUGGACGAUCAGUGGUAUCAUCAUGAGACUUACCAUAGGCUUAGGACUAAAUAGAGAACUGACCGCCAAAAAACUAAAAAGCAUGUCUGCCUUGGAGACAGAGGCAAGAUAUAGAGUAUUUUGGAGCGCCUAUUGUUUCGAAAGGCUAGUAUGCACUUCACUUGGGCGUAUUUCUGGAAUUGAUGACGGGGAUAUUGCCGUACCUUUACCAAGAGCGCUGUACGGGGAUGAAAGAGAUGAUUUGGAAAUGACCCAGCUGAUGAUUUCACUAAGGAAAAUGGGCGGUCGUAUUUAUAAACAAGUUCAUUCUGUGAGUGCAGGACGACAAAAAUUAACCAUCGAGCAAAAGCAAGAAAUAAUAAAGGGAUUGCGGAAGGAGCUCGAUGAAAUUUAUUCUCGGGAAUCCGAAAGAAGGAAACUAAAAAGCUCGCAAAUGGAUCAGGUAGAAAGGGACAGCCAUUCCACUGCCAAUGUGAUAUCUUUCCAUAGCUCAGAGAUUUGGUUAGCAAUGAGAUACUCUCAAUUGCAAAUAUUACUGUACAGACCAUCUGCAUUAAUACCGAAGCCGCCCAUCGACUCACUAUCCACAUUAGGUGAGUUUUGCCUGCAAGCCUGGAAACACACCUACACCCUAUACAAGAAGCGAUUAUUGCCAUUAAAUUGGAUUACUCUUUUCAGAACAUUGACCAUUUGUAACACUAUUUUGUACUGUCUUUGCCAAUGGAGCAUCGACCUAAUCGAAAGCAAAAUUGAAAUCCAACAAUGUGUCGAGAUACUAAGACAUUUUGGCGAGAGAUGGAUCUUUGCCAUGAAAUGCGCCGACGUGUUUCAAAAUAUCAGCAACACAAUCCUAGACAUUAGUUUAAGCCAUGGCAAAGUUCCAAACAUGGACCAAUUGACAAGAGAGUUAUUUGGCGCAAGCGAUUCGUACCAAGAUAUCUUAGAUGAGAACAACGUCGACGUCUCAUGGGUCGACAAGCUCGUAUAA